This is a messenger RNA of Odontomachus brunneus, 2011 nucleotides long. RefSeq names its product sensory neuron membrane protein 1-like. The transcript has 9 exons. Gene Ontology annotation, molecular function: scavenger receptor activity. Gene Ontology annotation, cellular component: membrane; cytoplasm. Bases 233 to 1795 code for a protein of 520 amino acids. Lineage: Eukaryota; Metazoa; Arthropoda; Insecta; Hymenoptera; Formicidae. The record is from RefSeq and is a predicted model, not a curated record.
GCACCGAUGUCGUCGAAUCACGAGCAUUGGACAAACAAAGAUACGCGUAUGUGUGUGAGAAUGUGUGAAUGUGAAAAUAACCUCGGAAAAGUGAACAGUUUGCUGGUGAAAGCUACUGAAGACCAACGACAAAGAGGUGAUCAAAAUCGAAGAACGAGACGUCGACGCAGGAGCGAAUCCUUCGGUAACUUCGGUAAUCGUGCUUUCCAAAGAACUUCCUCAGAUUAAUAACAUGGUGUCUAUAAAGAAGCUGGGACUCGCUGGACUUGGCACAUUCUUCAUUGGUUUCAUUAAUUACAACCUAGGUUUUCCUGCAAUAUUGAAAUCACAAGUGAAAUCGCAAGUCAGUCUGAAGAAAGGCACGGAAAUGCGCGAUUUUUGGGAGAAGCUUCCGCAACCGUUACACUUCGCUAUCUACAUUUUCAAUGUGACGAAUUUUAACGAAAUCAAAUCAGGAGCGAAACCAAUCGUGCAAGAACUCGGACCAUUUCACUACGACUUAUAUCGGGACAAAGAGAACAUCGUCGACCAAGAAGAAGAAGACAGUGUCGAGUAUAGCUUGAAGCAAGUUUGGUAUUUCAAUCGAGAGAAAAGCGCCAUGUCAGAUGACGUGGAUAUCUAUUCGUUUCAUCCCGUUAUGUUAGCAAUAAUCCUCAUCGCCCAGAGAGACAAGCCAUCCGCGAUGGCAGUCAUUAGCAAGGCAAUCGACAGUAUUUUCAAGAAACCUGAAUCAAUAUUCAUCAAAACUACUGUGAAAGAAUUAUUCUUCCAUGGUGUAUACGUCGACUGUAGAAAUAUAACCGAUUUCGCUGGAUCCGCAAUCUGUACCCUACUGCAAGAAAAGGACGAAAUGUUCAUAAAAGAAGGGGACUCAAUUUACAAAUACGGUUAUCUCGCUAAGCGGAACGGGACUUACUUGCCAGAUCGUAUAAAAGUAUUGCGCGGAAUCAAGAAUUACGAAGAUGUAGGCCGCGUCCUAUCUUUAGGAAACGGGACGAAGAUGAACUUUUGGUCAGGCAGCCCCUGUAACGACUUCCGCGGCACGGAUGGAACUAUAUUCCCGCCCUUUCUUAGCAAUGAUAAACUUGUUUGGGCACACUUUCCGGAUAUCUGUCGAAGUAUAGCAGCCUACUAUGUCGAUCCAGGAAAGAUUAAAGGUUUCAAAACGUUACAUUACACAGCAGAUUUGGGAGAUCCGUCCAUAGAUGAAGACGUGAGAUGCCUCUGUCGCGAAUCUGAUGGAUGCAUGCCGAAAAACAUUUUUGACGCGGGUCCCUGCUUAAACGUGCCCAUAAGAAUAAGUUUACCUCAUCUACUUAACUCCGAUCCACAUUAUUAUGAGCUGAUCGAUGGAUUAAAACCCGAUUUGGAAAAGCAUAUGAUGACUUUCGACUUCGAUCCGAUGACAGGCACCCCACUGAAGGCGUUCAAGAAGAUUGAAUUCAACGUAAUGAUAGGACCUAUCUCGAAGCUCAAACUGAUGAAGUCUUUCCCAGAAGCUCUUUUCCCGAUAUUCUGGGUAGAUGACGGAAUCGAGCUCGGACCUAUUCUCAUGAAACCAUUGAAAGUUGCAUACAUGCAGAUUUUAAUUGCAAAGAUAGUACUUUGGUUCAUGAUGUUGAGUGGAAUAGGCAUGAUGGGCGUCGCUGGGGUAAAAUAUUACAAAGAGAAAAAUAGCAACAACGUAAACAUGUCACCAAUUCCGGACACAAAGCAGGAAGGAAAUAAUGCUCCAAUGGCUCAGACGAUGACUAUCAGCACUAUACCUGGUGUGGUACCACUCAGUAUCGAUUAACAGACGAUAACCAUCGUAUUGUCAGCUUAUCGUUGAAACUGAAAAAUUGUCGAGAGCUGACAUUGAUAACAGGAUGAUGAUCGCAGUACGUCGCGAAUAAUAUUUUGCAAGAUAUCAUUACUUCUUGAUAUUUUUUAAUAAUAUAUUUAUUUUAGUAGCGCGACUUUAUUAUGAUAUAUAUAUAUAUAUAUAUAUAUAUAUAUAUAUAUAUAUAUA